UUCAGGAUCGACGCUGAGAUAGAACGACCCAUCGGAGGCGUUCGGAGUCGGAGCUGUUCGCAUAACGCAGCCGUCUGGCCCGUCAAAACCGUGGUGCACAGCUUGUGCGCGGAGUGAAGGUGGAGAGGGCAAGUGUCGUGGGCAACAGGGGAAGUGAAAGAAGAAAGCGGAAAACAGUGAACCCGUUAGCCAGCCAGUGCAAAGUGUACAGUUCAGGUGCGUGAAAGUCCCCUUCCCAGAGUGUGCUCUGUUAGUGGUUUGGGUUUGGUGCAAGGUGGGAGGUGUUUCAGGAGCUGCCUAUAGAACUCCAGUCCUAGCGUGGGCUAAAAAAACCCCCCCGUUCCGACCGCUCCUUUCCAGCACCGUCUUCGUCAGCAUCGUCAGCCAGAGGUUACACCGAUAAGCGAGAACUAAAUCGAAGGAUCCCUAUUCACUCACUGAAGGCAGCAAGGCUGAAAUAAAGCAUCAAACGGAAAUGUCUCCCAACCAUAUCAUAGGACGUAGGGAACGUUGGAUAUGAGUCUUCAAAAUGGUCACAUCCUCAUAGCAACGGCAAAGCAGCACUCAAUCAACAUCAUCUAACUGAGCAUGGAACAACAUCUCAACCAAUCGAAGCCAUGCGAAAACUAAACAAACUGUGUUGAACUUUAAACCAAUAGCCAAUGUGACUCAGUGGAAGAAGAUAAACCGAUUCUAAAAUUAUUAAAUCCAGCCACACCGAUCCGGUUGUCCGUACCACAUGACAAAGUGAAGCGCACAGAGAAAGCCCUUGGGAAGUUUUAACCAAUCUCGUUCGCUUUCCAAGACGCAGUAUCGCUCGCAACCAGCUCAGUAAAGCGGAAGUGGAACCGGAACCUUCGCUGCUGCGGUCACCUCGUUUAAGGUCAAUGAAAAGAUGGCUACCCCACCGGACAGUCCGAUCGAGGAGGUGGUGUACGAGCUAGAGCCUGCCCGGGCACCGAAACCGAUUCCGGUCGCGCUCGAGGAUCUCUGCCGGCUGACCAAGUUCACCCGCCAGGAGAUACGGGUCAUGUACAGAGGCUUCAAAACGGAAUGCCCGGACGGGGUUGUGCACGAGGACAGCUUCAAGGAUAUCUAUGCGAAAUUUUUCCCCCACGGUAAUUCUAGCCUUUACGCACACUACGUGUUCAAAGCGUUCGAUGUCAACUGCAACGGAUCCAUUACCUUCCGGGAUCUUCUAGUGACUCUAUCCACGCUACUGCGUGGUUCCGUUUACGAGCGAUUGCGGUGGACCUUCCGAUUAUACGACAUCAACGGGGACGGCUGCAUUAGCCGUGGCGAGCUAGGAGAAAUUGUAUUGGCCGUGCAUGAGCUGAUGGGUCGCCGUCCCCAUCAACCAGAAGACGACCGGAAAGCCCGGGAACAGGUCGACCAAGUGUUUGCAAAGCUAGACUUAAACCAGGACGGCAUCAUCACGAUCGAGGAGUUCCUGGAGGCUUGCCUGAAGGAUGACGUCGUCACCAAGUCGCUGCAAAUGUUUGACUGUCUUUGAUGACCGUCGACCGAAAGCGUCUACGCAGGCUUGCGCAAACCAGAUCUCGAACGAUUCGCGUUAAUCCAUCUCUAAGGCAGGCAAGAGGACCUGAUCUAAGGGGUCGCGUGCUCGAUACGCAGCGCGCGAAACGAUGGAUCAGUGCCCUCGGAACAUUAGUGCAGUUGUCUGGAUGGAUCGGCUGCACUUGGAGCAUGUUAAUGGUUAAGUUUUACUACAACACCCUUGGCUGGGUGGGGAAGGAAAGGAACCUCACCAAUAACCAAACUAGCCCCAAAAUCACCAGUUAGAGAUUCUGGUCAGAUCUUCUGGCCUGGUAUCGUCCCGUUGCGGUAUGGUAUGCGCAUCUGUGUAGAGCGAGUUUAAAUAAUCCAUUUCUUCCAAUGCUUGCAUUCGAUUCGAUUCGAAGUGUCCCCGCUCUCCCUCCCGCUCACUCAAGCCCGGGGGAGACGAUCGUUGGCGACCCGUCCAUUUGCAUUCCGGACGGUUUGUUUGGCACCGUAGUGCUCCGGUCCAUAUCACACGUUCCAGUACACACCUACGAAAGCAAUAACGUUAUGUUGAUAAGACACUAACAUAAAAAAAGAGUUCAAGAAGAGAAAGAAGGCAAAUAAUGAAACCGUGACCGUGCCGAGUCGCAGUUGGUGGUGAUCGGACAAGAUGUUUUAAACAUGUUUUUGUUUGAAGUGCUCGUUUGUAUUUAGAAAUCGAUUUGAGUUUAUUAGCUCUUUGGUACCGAUGGAAGGAACUAGCGAUAACGUAGCACAGCGUUACCCGAUGGUCCCGAGAGCGUUACAAUAAUAACGGUAGGUAUUGAGAUUAGUAGAGCAGCAGCAGACGAGCUACAUUCGUUCAUAGUCUCUAGGAAGACUUAGGGCCGCUUUGAGCAUAGUGCACAGUGUUGGAAUAAUCAAAGCAACAUACCCUGUUUAGCAGUAGCUGUUGCUGUAUACCCAGCGUAGUGUGUUGAUAGACAAAUUGCAGACAAAUGCAGGACAAACAGAUACUGACUUCAUCCAGUUCAUGGUGUAAAGAUACAGAGAACAGCUUAGUUGACAAUAGACAAUCGUUUACAGGUAGUGUUGAGUGAGUAGGAAGCCAUCAGAAUCAUUGUUUGGAGGGGUAGACGUGCGGCUUCCUGCAUUCCUUUUUUUCAAUUCAUAGGCAGCUAACAUCAUUCAACGCAUCUGUUAUUGUUUCGUUUCCACAUGCUGCAAAUCAUACUAGCCAUGUACAGUGCUUCACCAUACGCCCACAUUUGACACUUCCGGUGCAACACCGAUCGAACGAACAAAUAUGAUCAGUAUUAACAAAUUAACCCUAUGGUUUUGCUGUGUGGUCUCAUGUGUGCUAAAGAAUUGAUAUUGAACGAGAUUCUGCCCUGAAGGGGUAGGUGAAAUUUCCACAGCAAACGCCACCCAAAAACAAUUUAACAAAACAAGCAGCAGCAGCAACAUUGUAAGAUAGGAAACUAACACAUAACACCAAAAAAACUACCAAUAAGUCAACCCGUAGGGAUAACCGAAGCCAGUAUGCAAGUAGUAGAUUAGCGCAGAACUAAUGGGUUGGGGAUCGGAAUGGGAGGGCAGACGUGCAGGAAAUGUGGCAAAAACGAAUAGCCCAGCAUCACCGAUGCAAUGGGUGCACAACCGAGCAAUGAGGCUGACACGAGAGACAUUUUAAAUCAAAUAGUAAUUUUAAAAUCAAUUAGCUUAAGACGACGAUGCAGAGUGAACGCGUGCGCAUGGUAGCAUGAUGUACUUGUACGAAAGCGAACGAACGGGUCGUCGUCGUUUGAAGAAUCUCGUAUCCGUUAUUCAGUAUCUCUUCUAUGGGUGUUUCUUCUCGGUAUUGCGUGCGUGUGUGUGUGUUUGUGUGUGCGUGUGUGAGAGAGAGUCUAUUGCAAGGACUGGUAAUGUGCGAACGCAAUUGGAAGGGAUAGUUCAUUAGAAGCGCGAAAUGCAUGACAGUGUUCCUUAGUGUAGCUAAUACUAAACACUUUACUAAGCACUAUAUAGGAUGUAUAACAGAAUAGCGUUGUGUGCGCUUCUAUAGCAUACGAACGCGUUCAGCUACUAGACAAAAACAGGGCUUAACUAGACGCAACGCAAGCUCUAGUGCAUCGUAGGACUUUUACAUAAAGUGUCAGAGCUAACUACAUACACUAGCGGCGUGAUCGUAUCUGAAAAUGAAAAUGCAGGAAUAUGGUAUCGCAAAUGCAAACAAACAAAACCUGCGAACUGUUUAUAACAUGCCGUUGAAGACAAUUUAACGACAUAAUAGCAAACCCGCACCCUUCACUCCCGGAUUGCUUGCUUCUACCGUGGAAACGGUGGAUAAAUACUUAACGUUACGAAACUUUAGAUACAUAGAGCUGCGCAUAAGUGUCUACAUUUUUAUGGAAACUAAAACCAGUAACAAAACACAAACUACCUUUCUUGCCAUCCCCUCACGCACAAGUACAUCACUAUGCAGUGUAAAUCAUUCAUAUCGUAAAGUAUCGUUUUUCCUACAUGUGUCUCAUCAUAAAAUAUGUAAGCCAUCAACAGAGCGCGAGAGAUUGCCGGCCAUUCUGUGACUCAUAUUGAUUGCCAGGCUUGAGACUGGCUUAAUGUGUGGCAGUUAACUAUGAUAGGAGACAUUUUUCAUACAGAUUGCAUACUUUAAGGCUGAUAGUUGGCAAACGUGACAAAACGCCUCAAUCUCUGCAUUAUGUGUAGCAAACCUAUCGUACCGUGCAAACGUUUGUUUUGGGAAUCUCCUUACAAGACAUAACAUCGUGCCAGGCAUCCAUUAAGCCCACCUUAAUUGCAUUUUUUCCCCUCGGGAAAGCAUCUACAAUCAAACUGGAAUUGUUAAAGCCGAUCACACGCGAUCGAUUGUACUACUCUGCCCCAUCCCGUACCACACACACCCACCCACACACACACACACAUAAGUUAGAAUCAAAAUCCUAUAUCGCAACCCAACACAAUCAAAACGAUCAUUUGAUCACUUCAGUUUCGAGAAGCCAUUUAGUAAGGGCGGGAAGCAGAUCGACGCCAGCAAUGCCUGUAUAAAACAAACACCUCAAAUGAGCUCUAUUUUUCUAGCGUAAACGUUUAAACUGUUAUACAUUGUACUGAAACCUGGGUGCUGGGUUGGGUGAGGAUGACGCGUUUUGCUUUGUUUCCUCUUCUCCACUCCGAAAGCAACGGAACACGAUUUCCUACCAAACGACCGACUUUUCAACCGAUGCUCCUCACAUACCAGAGCUCGAACGUACAUAAAUGCUACAAACGAGAAAUCAUUCUGUCAAUUAUCUGAGAUACACAGCAUCGAGGCUGCUCCAUUCAACGAUCGUCACGUAAUUUUACAUUUAAACUUGCUCACACUCAAUUCAUAGACACACACAUACACAUUGCAUACGGUUGUUUUUGCACCAUUUGUUAAAAAUUACACAUGAACAAACAAACACUCGUACAUGUAAUACGCAUUCGCGUUGCAGCGAUAUCGCGCUGCAUCAACACUGAACGCAAACAUAAGGAGGCAAAUAAAAAAAAGAAAUAAGUGCAGCAAACAAGUCUGACCGUUCAACAACAAACCCAAAUGUUGCUGUAAGACGAAUAAAAUCUGUUUUUAAAUGUACCUGUGUAUAAAGUUAGUGGUUUAAAGCAUGGCAGGGCGUGCGCUGGCGUCCGAUCGGGCGCAAACCGGCAUACAGGAAACCUUUGCGAUGGCCGGCGGCAGCAACAGCAAAGCAGAGCAAAAAGAGGAAGCGAAAGAAACGAAAAGGUACAGCAAAGAAAACAUUCUCUCCCACCAAAAGUAUUAGGCAACUAGCUGUCUACUCCCAUCACGGAAGCACGGAUCACCGAUCCCGGAUCCCGAUGGGGAGAGCGAGAGAGCGUGAGCCGAUAGUGAUGAACGAUUAACAGACGUCCGGAAAAGACGAACUUAUAUACAUAUAAAUUAACACACACAGAAAAAAUGAAGAUAUAUAUACAUCUAUACAUAGGCCGAGAAAUGACAACAAAACACUAGUAACGCGUUAAACAAUUUAACUAAUUGAUCGGUAGUGUAAUUAAGAUGCAAAUAUGAGAAUUAUAAAAAAAACUAACAACAUUGUUGAGAGCGAAGCUAGUCGAAAGCACCUACGAGUUUGUCAAGAUUGUAUGGUAAAAGGGGUGGCAGCGAGGAAGUGAAGAAUACAUUUACUGCAAAAUUAUCUCUCUAACACACACAGACAAACACACACCUCAUCGUCCAUCUUAAAACUGUUACAAACAUUCUUUGAAUUCCCAUACCUUCAUACCUUCAUGCGACUCUGUCCAGUUCGAAUUUCAACACACACACACACACACACAUCCAACGCACCGGAACUUUACUUUCUUCGCGGUUUACCAUCAUGGCAGCAGCAGCAUUUACUGUACAUUGUGAGCAAGGAAUCAUUCUAGCGCACCGCUGUUUAAAUAAAUGAAACUGGUUAUCAAUAAGUGUUUACGGCAAAUUUAAA
Anopheles arabiensis is the source of this 6008-nucleotide messenger RNA. Its product is annotated as Kv channel-interacting protein 1. Lineage: Eukaryota; Metazoa; Arthropoda; Insecta; Diptera; Culicidae. The record is from RefSeq and is a predicted model, not a curated record. Gene Ontology annotation, molecular function: calcium ion binding. The coding region runs from base 896 to 1513 and encodes 205 amino acids. The transcript has 7 exons.